AAGACCAUUAAUAUCUUUCAUCCAAUUACAUGAAUGUAAAUACAUAAAAUGGCUAUUCCACUCUGGUUUACUAUGUAGCUUGUAAAUCUGUGGUUAUUAUUGUAAAUAAGCAUCAUCUUUCAAUGUACAUUAAAAUAUUGAUAAAUAAUAUAUACAAAUGUUCAUAUAAAGUACUGCAGUAGUUUCAUUUUAUUUGUGGUCCUUCCCGUUUUACCAACCUGUAUUUUUCUCCGUCUCAAAGCUGAAAAAGACCAACCAACUAAUGUAUCUUUUAUGAUUGGAUAUAUUUAGCUUUAAACUGAACUGCUAUGAAUUACAAACAGGAAGCAGUAAACAAUAGUAAUAAGAGGAUGUGGUUGAAAAUGCAUUAGGUUUGCUUCCUUCUUAAAAAGAAAAAAGUCCACCUAUGGUAAGCCCCUGUGAUGAAUGCAAAUGCUGCAUCAGAAGUCAAGAAGAAACCAGCAAUAAAACAAGGCUAGUAUGUCAGAACUGGACUAUUCAAGAACCUGCACUAGAAUCAACGGGACAGUCUGCAAUGAAAGCUGUUUCCUGAAACCUGAAGACUACCACUUCACUGUUCUGCCUUGGCUUUAUCUCUUUCUGGCUAUCCUGGGCUUCCUGACCAACGGAUUGGCCGCACUGGACCUCUGGAAGACAGAAAAGACACCCAGAGUCAUCUUCACUUUAAACCUAGUGGUCUCUGACCUGAUGCUGUGCAGUAGCUUUCCCUUUAGAAUGGCUUACUAUAUACAUAGUUCCCAGUGGAAGCCAAACACUGUGGUCUGCUCUGCGACUGAAUUUAUUAUGGUGUCUUGUUUCUAUGUCAACAUCUAUUGCAAUAUGAGUUUCUUGCUAUGGACCAGCAUCAAUCGAUGUGUUACAGUAGUACAGCUGCGCUGCAGUCUGUUAAAAAUCUUCAAGCAUCCACGUCUCUGUUGGUUCCUCUGCCUCAGCACCUGGAUAGUGGGAUUAACAUUUGUCACUGGCUCUAUAAUAUAUAAAAUAGGCCUGAAAUACACAGGGAAAGACCUAAAAUCCUGCUUUGAUCAGGUAUUAAAUAGAAAAACUGAUCAAAUGAAUGGCCUGCACAGCAUUGGUGUGGGAAUCUUCUCCUUCAUGCUGGGCUUGAUGCUGGUCAGCUACGGGCUGCUGAUAUUCCAUUUGUACAAGGUUCCUGUUCUUGCCCAACAGAAGUGAAACCCGACGUGGUCUUCUGCCGUGUUCAACCAGUCUCCUCAAGGUUUGAUACAUUUGGAGAUGACCUUUCUGUUUACCAGCAGCUUGUGGCUCAUAUCUGCAUAAUUUUAUACACAUAUUGGCAGAGACGCUGUUUAGAUUUUAAUCAAAACAUUUUUUUGUAAUUUUGUUCAUCAGAAUUCAGCCACGUCUUCAUUAUAUGAAUUCUCUUUAAGUUGAACUCAUGUAUUACUGUAGUUACUUGAAUAAUAGGUAGUCUUCUUUAUAGGAAAAGGGAAAUGAAAUGUCUAUAUAACUUCCUGCAGGGACUGAUCACCAGAAUGCACAUACACACUUGUCACUGACAGAUGUUUCCAGUACAAUACCCCUUCUAUCUGGUGGUUCAAAUGGCAGUCUGUUCCCAGGGCGUUCACUUUAAUGCAUCCUCUUGCUUGUGUCAGACAUUCACCACAUAUCUGGUGCUGCCCAUUCUUUACAGUGCCAUGCUCCUUGUAGGCCUGUUUGGAAAUAUCCUCUCUAUUUGGGUUUUCAUUACAAAGAUUUCCAUUAAAACCCCCACUCACGUAUACCUCAUCAACCUGGGGGUCUCAAAUCUGAUACUGUGCCUCACCAUGCCGUUCAAUGCAGUCUACUACGCUCUUAGCACCAGCUGGUCUUCAUCCAGUCUGUUGUGUCAGUUAGCCAUAAAUGUCCUGACUCCAGUUCUUCACUCCAACAUUGGAGGAAGCAUGCUCAUUCUCACCUGGCUGGCAUUAGCUCGCUUUGCUACACUUAUCCAGCAUAACUAUGGUCAUCGCCCAAGCAGGUGCACCAAAUUCUUGCCUGGGAUCUUCUUAACAAGGAUGCAGCAAACUUCAUUUGCAAUAGGCAUGUGUGUAGGAACUUGGGCCCUUAUGUUGUUGAUGAUUGUUCCCACAGUGGUGGUUUAUGCUACGGUGGAGACAAGCAGAGUGGAAAAUAGCAGCGAGCAGCCGUGCUACAGUGUGCCAGUAGAGGUUGGUGGCUCUGGCUCUCAAGCAUUUGCCAUCGUAGGAAUCACAAUAUUCUUCCUCUGCCUGGUUGUGGUGAUGAGUGCCUACAUAGCUGUGAUCAGGCACAUAAACAGGACAAAAACUCACAGGAUCAUCCCUGACACACAGAGGGUCUUGUCAAGAGUGUGUCGCAACAUUUUGGUCAUCCAGAUUGUGCUGGUCAUUUGUUUCCUUCCAUACCACACCUAUAAGUCUGUUUUCAUUGCCAUGGUCCAGAAUGAUCAGUCCAGAGACCUUCUAAUGGAAUGCCAUCAUUUUUCAACACACAUAGAGAUUAAGAAUCUUUUCCUCAGUCUGGCAGUUCUACGCUGCAGUACAGACCCCAUCAUUUACUUCCUGCUGGACAAGAUGUUUAAGCGGUAUGUAUGUGGUUUGUUUCGAGAAAAUGGUAGCAUAAGAGACAGCCAAUUGUCCAGAACUAUGAAUGAAUUAGGACAGCUUACGCAGUGUGACAGUGGUAUUUUAAAAGGUAAUAUAAAACAUGAGGCAGCUUCACUUUUAAAAGACUCAAACUUUGGACCAUCAGUUCCAUCAUGACCCAUAGUGAAAUGCUAAAACACGCAUUGUGUUGGAGAUGAGUAAUGGAGACAAGAAGAAGUAAAAGAGAAAAUGUAUGCAUUCAUUCUAGCUAAUAAAUACAAUACAUACAAAUAAAUAAGUAUAUGCACUUUUUCCCCUGGUUGAUUUCUGACAUUUCAGACAUUCUGUAUAUGAUUAUUAUUUACCCUUUAUAUAAUUUAUAUAUGCAGUGUGGGUUAUUAAUGUAGAGAAUAGACAGUGUUUUGGAGGGGCUUAAAAUAGCAUGAAAGAAAACUGCCAGAAGAUGUCACUGCCAGAAAAUGUAAUAGAGAAUAAUAUAUGUAUAAAAAAAUGGCAUUAAGCAUAUGAAGUUUUUAAGAAAUUGUCAAUAUUGCCUUCUCAUGAUUUUGAUUUGCUACUCUGCAGCAUUAUUUAACCAUCUGUUUUAGAAGCUGAGAAUCAUAUAAAUAAUUGUCCUGUUCUGAAUGUUAAUAAAUGGGUAAUAAAUGUUAAUAAAGAGCACAGGUUAAACAAUAUUAUUUUUGAUGUUAAUUCAUUGCUUUAUUAAGUAUGAUGACUUCUGGAUCUGUUCUUAUAUAAUCGUAUCUUUAUACUUAUACUUAUCUUUCAAGCAUUUAAUAAUAAAAACAUUUACCAACAGAAUUAGACAAUGUUAAGCUUGUAAUAAUUUUAAGCUUAACUGUUUAAAAAUGAGUAUGUCCACAAAUAGGCAUAAAAGGACACAAAUAAGAUAACAUAGAAUAUGACAUUUUCCUUAUUCAAGAUAUCGUCUCUUUAGCAACAAUUUGAAAAAUGUGUAACGGUGAGUGUCAGUGUGUAUUUGCCAAUCAUUUAUCAGUGUCUCUCAGUUAUUCAGUAAUCUUAAAAACCAGCCAGGAGCCGUGUGAUGCGCAGUGCUCUGCUAACGUGGGGAUUCUUGUGUGCUGUUAAAUUUCAGAGUGUGUGAGAGGGCAUCUUUCUUUAUUUGAUCAAGUCUAUUUUCAGACUCAUUCCCAGUAUUUACCAAAUAAUGUUGACACAUUAUAGUAUUUCCCUUGAUAUAAAAAUAUAUGCCUGUUUCUAUGAUUGUGUGUGUUUUUUAAUAGGCCAUUCUGACAUAUUAUAUCCAGCAUGUUCUGAAUCUUGUAUUUACAAAAUUGUUUAAACCAACACUAUCCACAAUGCUAUGUUCAUGAGUCUCAUCAGUUUACAACUUACUUCACUCAUUGGAUUUCUCUAAAGAAUCAAAUUGCUAAUGUUUUACCAUGAAUAAAGUACCAACAGAGAACAACCACCA
Messenger RNA from Tachysurus fulvidraco (yellow catfish), 4044 nucleotides. RefSeq names its product G protein-coupled receptor 34b (gene gpr34b). Bases 1545 to 2765 code for a protein of 406 amino acids. NCBI's taxonomy places the organism in Eukaryota, Metazoa, Chordata, Actinopteri, Siluriformes, Bagridae. Gene Ontology annotation, molecular function: A1 adenosine receptor binding; G protein-coupled UTP receptor activity; G protein-coupled purinergic nucleotide receptor activity. Gene Ontology annotation, biological process: G protein-coupled receptor signaling pathway. Gene Ontology annotation, cellular component: plasma membrane. The record is from RefSeq and is a predicted model, not a curated record. The transcript has 4 exons.